AUAUAUUAUAGCCUGGAAGAUGUAUAUUAUUCCAAUCUUAUACUCAACUUUCCAUCUCUUACACCAAUCAUUUAUACUACGAUUUCAUCAUCUCCCCGCAGUCCGCCAUUAAUGGCGAACUCUCUCUCAAAUACCGCUCUCACCUUCACGAGAUCACUCUUCCAGCCCGAAAAACAAUGUUCCUUAUCCGUUUUAACCCAAAAAUUCCAGCCCGCAAGCCCGAGAAUUCUCGAUCAGCUCUCGACGAGAAGGCUUACACCGCCCCCAGCUGUGUCCAAAACCAAGGAAGCGUUAUCAUCCAUCAUUCACGAGCUGGAGAGAGAAGAAUCAACAGCCAAAAAUAAGCAGCGGAAUGAGAGGGAACUAGCCGAUUGCUGGAGCGAAAUGCUCGGCGAAGAUGACUGGGCCGGGUUGCUCGACCCGAUGGACCCCUUGCUCCGCAACGAGCUGAUCAGGUACGGCGUCAUGGCUCAAGCCUGUUACGACGCUUUCGACUUCGAUCCGUAUUCCAAAUACUGCGGGAGCUGCAGAUUCACCCGGCGCGAGUUCUUCGAGCGGCUCGGCAUGGCGGAAGCCGGGUACGACAUCACGCGGUACCUCUACGCGACUUCCAAUAUUAACUUGCCCAACUUCUUCAAAAACUCCAGAUGGCCUAAAGUUUGGAGCAAAAACGCUAACUGGAUCGGGUAUAUUGCAGUUUCCAACGACGAGACAUCGAAGAAGUUAGGGCGGCGCGACAUCUGCGUGGCGUGGAGGGGCACCGUCACGCGGCUUGAGUGGGUGGCUGACUUGAUGGACUUCCUGAGGCCAAUCUCAAGUGAUAAAAUCCCGUCCCCGGAUCCAACAGUGAGAGUCGAAUCGGGGUUCCUGGAUCUGUACACGGACAAGGAUGAGAGCUGCAAAUACUGCAAAUUCUCGGCGAGGGAGCAAAUCCUGACGGAGGUGAAUCGGCUGAUCAACGAAGUGUACCCCAAGGAAGAAGUGAGCGUGACAAUAACAGGACACAGUUUGGGGGGUGCAUCAGCGUUGUUGAGCGCAUACGAUAUCGUGGAGACGGGGAUAAACGUGCGGGGGGAUAGCAGGGCGGUGCCGGUGUGCGUGUUCACGUUCGCGGGGCCGAGGGUGGGGAAUGCGAGGUUCAAAGCGAGGCUGGAGUUGUUGGGGGUGAAAGUGUUGAGAGUGGUGAAUGUUCACGAUGUGGUGCCCAAGUCACCGGGGCUGUUGGUGAAUGAGAAAGCGCACCCAUUGGUGAUAAAGAUGGCAGAGAAUUUCCCGUGGAGUUAUGUACAUGUGGGAGUGGAGCUGGCUUUGGACCACAAGAAUUCACCCUUCUUGAGGCAUGAUGGGGAUCUCGUUUGUGCGCAUAACUUGGAAGCCCACCUCCACUUGCUUGAUGGAUACCAUGGGAGGGGGGAGAGAUUCAGGCUGAAUGGAAGGGAUUACGCGUUGGUGAACAAGGACUGUGAUUUCUUGAAAGAUGAGUUUGAAAUCCCACCAAACUGGAGGCAAGAUCACAACAAAGGGAUGGUCAAGAAUAAAGAGGGGCGGUGGGUGCAGCAAGAACGCGCCGUACAUGAUGAUCAUCCUGCCGAUAUGCAUCAUCACCUCAACAAACUAGGCCUUCCAUCCAAUAAUAUAUAGCUGAGUUAUUAGCGCAGUUUGAUUGGUAUGUCAGAUGGGUGAUCUCUCUCUAUAUAUAUAUAUAUAUUAUAUACAUGCUUGUUGAAAAAAAACCAGAAAAACUCAAAUAACUCACACAUGGUACAUGUAAAUGUUAAAAUACAACCAUAUACAUUAAAUUAAAUAAUGGUGAAUCAAAGAGGGUUUGAAGAUUUA
Messenger RNA from Sesamum indicum (sesame), 1836 nucleotides. Its product is annotated as phospholipase A1-Igamma2, chloroplastic. The record is from RefSeq and is a predicted model, not a curated record. Lineage: Eukaryota; Viridiplantae; Streptophyta; Magnoliopsida; Lamiales; Pedaliaceae. Gene Ontology annotation, molecular function: glycerophospholipase activity. Gene Ontology annotation, biological process: lipid metabolic process.